Anolis carolinensis (green anole) is the source of this 6743-nucleotide messenger RNA. RefSeq names its product zinc finger protein 658B. The coding region runs from base 1346 to 4921 and encodes 1191 amino acids. The record is from RefSeq and is a predicted model, not a curated record. Gene Ontology annotation, biological process: regulation of transcription by RNA polymerase II. Gene Ontology annotation, cellular component: chromosome. The transcript has 2 exons. NCBI's taxonomy places the organism in Eukaryota, Metazoa, Chordata, Lepidosauria, Squamata, Anolidae. Gene Ontology annotation, molecular function: RNA polymerase II cis-regulatory region sequence-specific DNA binding; DNA-binding transcription factor activity, RNA polymerase II-specific; chromatin insulator sequence binding.
CAACAGAGGUUCACGUAAUCCCUCCAGGCAAGAUUUUACUAGCCAGGAGGGACACGGAUCGAGGGAGCAGGUGGUCGGCCUAGUUGCAGUCAUCUGGUGGCACAAGCUAUACCUGGUACUACCCAGAUGACAGUCAGAAGCAUCAUCUUUAGCACAUAAUUUUAGUUCGAGCCACAACAUUGUCUCCUGUGCAAAAGCAAACUUUUGCCUUUAUUUUUCCUUCAUUUACAAUGUAAUGUCUUCCUGUCCUUGUUGCCUUUCUAUGAAUCCGCUGCAGUUUGCCAAUGUCCUUUCUAAAAUGGACUGAACUGAGCAGAACUGGGCAGGAAUCAUGAUGUCUCCCACCCAAGGGUGCUGUUGGAGUGCAGAAGGAUCUGGAGGGCAGCAGGAUUCCCACUCACCCUGGGGGUCUAUCCAUCUGUCUCCUCUAUACCGCCUUCUCUCAUGUACUGCUGCUAGGCUGAGUGCCUUGGCUCUGGCUGAAGUUACAUACCUUUGUGGUAUAGGUUUUGUAAGAAUGCAGUAUGUCAAGGAACUUUGUGGCCUAAUGUGCUCUCAGUGUCUCCAGGCGCCUUGCUUUAGAAACGUGGGGCAGGGAUCACGCUGCAGGGAAAGAGAGGAUCAGGAAAAUAUCUUUUUCCCGAGUUGGGAGAAAUCUACACAAGAAAAUGAAGUAUUUUUCUCCCAAGACUGAUCACUUGGGAUAGUCUGUCCAUACAGAUGGCCACUCAGAUUUUGAGUGGAGAUGUGAAGAAGCGGGAUCUAGGUAGGAAAUGCUUUGCAUCGUUAGCCCCUUUCCGUGUUGACCAUAUUAUUAGAGGCCUUCCUUUACCAAGGUUGGAUUAGACACAGGAUCUUAGGCCGCUAUCCCCUUUGCAGGGAUUGUUCUUUGUUGGGCAAGUGUUAAAGUGCUUCUCAGCAGGCAACGGGCUCUUACCAGUUGGGCCAGUCUUUCUCCCCUCUUCCCCUGUGAUUGCUACAGCACUAGGCUAUUGUUCUUCAUGUUCAAUGAGAUCUUUCUGUACUCUGCUCCUGAUAAGAUUUUCCUCUUAUUCAUCUCGCAGGUAACCUCUAAACGAACCUUAUGAAGAAAACAUUGCCCUUUGCCUUACGUCUGAAAGGAAAGUACGCAGGAUUAACAAGAACAAGAAAUAAAUUGGAGAAAUUAUAUUUCAAGCUACAUACCUUUGAAUGUAAGGAAAGGAAGGAUUGUGCUGUAAAAAGAGGGGUUGGUAAAGAGAAAAUAAGGCUACAGCAAUACAGAGACUGGGAAGAGGAAAUGUCCUAUUCAGGAGUCCAUAUCUGUGAACUUCAGGCAUAAUAUUAGAAUAAUAAAUGUUAAAAAAUGGAAACUUCAUUGUCAAAAUCACACACAGGGGAGAAGCGACAUAAUUGUAAGGACUGUGGGAAAUGUUUCAUUAGGAGAAGUUCUCUUGCUAAACAUCAACUAACUCACACAGGAGAGAAGCCAUAUAAAUGUGUGGAAUGUGGAAAGAGCUUCAGUCAGAGUGGAAAUCUACACACCCAUCAAAGGACUCACACAGGGGAGAAGCCACAUACAUGCAUGGAAUGUGGAAAGAGCUUCAGUCAGAGUGGAGAUCUACGCACCCAUCAAAGGACUCACACAGGGGAGAAGCCACAUACAUGCAUGGAAUGUGGAAAGAGCUUCAGUCAGAGUGGACAUCUGCGUAUCCAUCAAAGGAUGCACACAGGAGAGAAGCCACAUAAAUGCAUGGAAUGUGGAAAGAGCUUCUGUCAGAGUGGAGAUCUGCGUAUCCAUCAAAGGAUACACACAGGAGAGAAGCCACAUACAUGCAUGGAAUGUGGAAAGAGCUUCAGUCAGAGUGGAGAUCUACGCACCCAUCAAAGGAUCCACACAGGGGAGAAGCCACAUAAAUGCAUGGAAUGUGGAAAGAGAUUCAGUAAGAGUGGAAAUCUACGCACCCAUCAAAGGAUCCACACAGGGGAGAAGCCACAUACAUGCAGGGAAUGUGGAAAGAGAUUCAGUGAGAGUGGACAUCUGUGUAUCCAUCAAAGGAUGCACACAGGAGAGAGGCCACAUACAUGCAUGGAAUGUGGAAAGAGAUUCAGUCAGAGUGGAGAUCUACGCACCCAUCAAAGGAUCCACACAGGGGAGAAGCCACAUACAUGCAUGGAAUGUGGAAAGAGCUUCAGUAAGAGUGGACAUCUGCGUAUCCAUCAAAGGAUACACACAGGAGAGAAGCCACAUAAAUGCAUGGAAUGUGGAAAGAGCUUCAGUGAGAGUGGAGAUCUACGCACCCAUCAAAGGAUCCACACAGGGGAGAAGCCACAUACAUGCAUGGAAUGUGGAAAGAGCUUCAGUAAGAGUGGACAUCUGCGUAUCCAUCAAAGGAUACACACAGGAGAGAAGCCACAUACAUGCAUGGAAUGUGGAAAGAGCUUCAGUCAGAGUGGAGAUCUACGCACCCAUCAAAGGAUCCACACAGGGGAGAAGCCACAUACAUGCAUGGAAUGUGGAAAGAGCUUCAGUAAGAGUGGACAUCUGCGUAUCCAUCAAAGGAUACACACAGGAGAGAAGCCACAUACAUGCAUGGAAUGUGGAAAGAGCUUCAGUCAGAGUGGAGAUCUACGCACCCAUCAAAGGAUCCACACAGGGGAGAAGCCACAUAAAUGCAUGGAAUGUGGAAAGAGCUUCAGUCAGAGUGGAAAUCUACGCACCCAUCAAAGGACUCACACAGGAGAGAAGCCACAUACAUGCAUGGAAUGUGGAAAGAGCUUCAGUCAGAGUGGAGAUCUACGCACCCAUCAAAGGAUACACACAGGAGAGAAGCCACAUACAUGCAUGGAAUGUGGAAAGAGCUUCAGUCAGAGUGGAAAUCUACGCACCCAUCAAAGGACUCACACAGGGGAGAAGCCACAUAAAUGCAUGGAAUGUGGAAAGAGCUUCAGUCAGAGUGGAGAUCUACGCACCCAUCAAAGGAUUCACACAGGAGAGAAGCCACAUAAAUGCAUGGAAUGUGGAAACAGCUUCAGUGAGAGUGGACAUCUGCGUAUCCAUCAAAGGACUCACACAGGGGAGAAGCCACAUACAUGCAUGGAAUGUGGAAAGAGCUUCAGUCAGAGUGGAAAUCUACACACCCAUCAAAGGACUCACACAGGGGAGAAGCCACAUAAAUGCAUGGAAUGUGGAAAGAGCUUCAGUCAGAGUGGAAGUCUACGCACCCAUCAAAGGAUGCACACAGGAGAGAAGCCACAUACAUGCAUGGAAUGUGGAAAGAACUUCAGUAACAGUUCGAAUCUUCGUACCCAUCAAAAGAUUCACACAGGAGAGAAGCCACAUCAGUGUCUGGAAUGUGGGAAACAAUUUGAUUGGAAAAGUUCUCUUACUGUACAUGAACGGACCCACACAGGGGAGAAGCCAUAUGAAUGUGUGGAAUGUGGAAAGAGCUUCAGUCAGAGUGACAAAUUACGUUCCCAUCAAAGGACCCACACAGGGGAGAAACCCUAUAAAUGCAUAGAAUGUGGAGAGAGCUUCAGUCGGAGUGACAGUCUACGUUCCCAUCAAAGGACCCACACAGGGGAGAAACCCUAUAAAUGCAUAGAAUGUGGAAAGAGCUUCAGUCAGAGUGACAAGCUACGUUCCCAUCAAAGGACCCACACAGGGGAGAAGCCAUAUAAAUGCAUAGAAUGUGGAAAGAGCUUCAGUCAGAGUGACAGUCUACGUUCCCAUCAAAGGACCCACACAGGGGAGAAGCCAUAUAAAUGCAUAGAAUGUGGAAAGAGUUUCAGUCAGAGUGGCAGUCUACGUUCCCAUCAAAGGACCCACACAGGGGAGAAGCCACAUAAAUGCAUGAAAUGUGGAGAAAGCUUCAGUCACAGUGGCUGUCUACGUUCCCAUCAAAAGACCCACACAGGGGAGAAGCCACAUAAAUGCGUAGAAUGCGGAAAGAGCUUCAGUCACAGUGGCAAUCUACGUUCCCAUCAAAGGACCCACACAGGGGAGAAGCCAUAUAAAUGCAUGGAAUGUGGAAAGAGUUUCAGUCAGAGUGGACAUCUACGUUCUCAUCAAAGGACCCACACAGGGGAGAAGCCAUAUAAAUGCAUGAAAUGUGGAGAAAGCUUCAGUCACAGUGGCAGUCUACGUUCCCAUCAAAAGACCCACACAGGGGAGAAGCCACAUAAAUGCGUAGAAUGCGGAAAGAGCUUCAGUCACAGUGGCAAUCUACGUUCCCAUCAAAGGACCCACACAGGGGAGAAGCCAUAUAAAUGCAUAGAAUGUGGAAAGAGCUUCAGUCAGAGUGACAAGCUACGUUCCCAUCAAAGGACCCACACAGGGGAGAAGCCAUAUAAAUGCAUAGAAUGUGGAAAGAGCUUCAGUCAGAGUGACAAGCUACGUUCCCAUCAAAGGACCCACACAGGGGAGAAGCCAUAUAAAUGCAUAGAAUGUGGAAAGAGCUUCAGUCAGAGUGACAGUCUACGUUCCCAUCAAAGGACCCACACAGGGGAGAAGCCAUAUAAAUGCAUAGAAUGUGGAAAGAGUUUCAGUCAGAGUGGCAGUCUACGUUCCCAUCAAAGGACCCACACAGGGGAGAAGCCACAUAAAUGCAUGAAAUGUGGAGAAAGCUUCAGUCAGAGUGACAGUCUACGUUCCCAUCAAAAGACCCACACAGGGGAGAAGCCACAUAAAUGCAUGAAAUGUGGAGAAAGCUUCAGUCAGAGUGACAGUCUACGUUCCCAUCAAAGGACCCACACAGGGGAGAAGCCAUAUAAAUGCAUAGAAUGUGGAAAGAGCUUCAGUCAGAGUGACAAGCUACGUUCCCAUCAAAGGACCCACACAGGGGAGAAGCCAUAUAAAUGCAUAGAAUGUGGAGAAAGCCUCAGUCAGAGUGGCAGUCUAAGUUCCCAUCAAAGGACCCACACAGAGGAGAAGUCACCUUAAUGCACGGAAUAGGAACAGAGCUUUAGAAAAAGUUCAGCAUACAGUAGACAUCACAGAACUCAUGUACCUCUAGAGGAGACGGGCCUUUGAGUUUCUGAAUCUAUAAAAACACAUUGGAAGGAAAGAGGAAGGCCAGCACCUUGCUCUCUCUCCACCAUGAAUCGGAGUUUGUGUGGCCUUGGUUGACGGCUACUGGGAGCAGGUGUCACUCAGAAUGGCAGCAAGCUUGGAAGGGGUUCACCUAACCUCCUCCUCAAAGAGACCCAUCGCAGGCUUCUAGGAUGAUGUGUGAAGGUUUGCUGAAAUGAGCAGCAGCAGAGAUCUCUGGAUUAAAGGGUUCUGAAAAAGAAUAGCUCUUUGGUUGCAGAUAACGUCGUAUCUUCAUACUCCUGCCUUAUUUCUUGGCUCUUCUGCAUUCAAUGGCAUCAAUUGUUUCCCAUGCAUGUGUACUGUAUGUACUGUGAUCUGUCCUGAGUCCCUUGGUUGAAAUUUUGGGUGCUAGCCCUGUACUUUUAACCCUUUUCUGGACUUUGUUGUAUCCUGAAUCAUUGACUCUAAAUUCUGGACUGACGUCUAGGUUUCGUAUAUGGACUUGGACUUUGUUUGUAUCCCUGACUUUCUGGCUUGACUUUGGGACUCUAAAUUCGGUUUGUACUCUUGAUUUCUUGGUUGUUGUUUUAUCAACUCAGCUGAAUGAACUCCUGGCAUGUGACUGUUGGGACUGUGACCUUGGUUCUUGUUAAUUUUCACUCCUGACCUGUAUCUGCAGUACUCAACUUGUCCGCAAUAAUUGGACUCUUGACCUGCACUUGUAUUCAUUGUUCCUUCAACUGUGUUGCUCCAAUUAUUUUAGCUCAGUGGCUCCCAACCUUUUUUUAACUAGGGAUCAUUUGACAAGGGACCACUCUCCAAAAUUAGUACCAGAAGGGUUAUAAAUCAGUUUUUGGUCAACUUUAGAUUUGGUUUGGUUAUUUGGAGUGAUGAUUCAGAAAAUUGCAUUGGAUAGACCACGUCAGCUCUCAUUCCUGAUAUGCCAUCCAGUUAGUCGUCAUCUGCUCGCCCACAGAAAACCAUAUUUAAUAAUCCUCAGGACUAUAAGAGGGUUUCGCGAGACCAGUCACUCUCAUUGUAAUGGUGUAGUAACUGUGAGGCUGUGAACCCUAUUUUAGUUCUUGCGGACCACUGGUGGUCCAUGGACCCCAGGUUGGGAACCACUGUUUUAGCUGGACUGAAGACUUUAGUUUUCCUAUAAAAUAAUAUGGUCUUGUCUUGUGUUUGCUUAAUAAACCUCAGACUUUAUACCGAGAGAGCCCUGGAACAUGAGACCAUCAGCCUUGCUUUGUGUGUACUUAUCCCUGUGUAGAGUGAAACCCUUUCUGGAUAUGAGACUGUUCAAUCCCCACCUUUGGCAAAGGGUCCAUUAGGACACACAGUAUCCCUCCCCAACUGCAGAGAAUGGAAGACAAAAAAUGACUACAACAACUGAUGAAGAUUCAUGAAUCCGUUGAGAUGGACAUAUUAACUACAUUGAUGAAGUAUAGAACCGCAUUGAAAGGAAAUAAGAGUAAAUAGAGAUACAAAUCAUAUAGUGAGUGAGUUUUGUAAAUUAGCGUUUGAUGUCAGUUAGUUUUGUUCUUAUUGUCCAAGGUGUGUGUCCUUGUUCCCUUUAUAUUUGUUAAAUAGUCCUUUUUUAAAAAAAUGUACCAAAAUUAUUAUUUGUAUAAAAUACUGUUUUUAAAUACCAAAAUUGUAAUUUGUGUAAACAUGCUUUGAUUUGUUUUUCUUCUUUAGUCUUUGAAUAAAUAUUGUUUUUUAAAAACGA